AUCAUGGGGCUGUCUUGAGCUGAAGCCUGGUGUCGGGUCCCUGUUGCCGCUGUCACUGUCACUGCCGUGUUAGCUCUGGGUAACCUUCUGUGAGUGGUGGACCAGGGCUGUUGAACUGCCUGCCAUCUCAAAACCCAGCUGUGAGCCAGCGUGGCGGGGGCUGUGCCUCCGACGCCUGCAUGGAAGCCAGGAGCUGGGCUCCCAGAAGGCAACUGUGCCCGCAGGGGAGCAUGUUGCUGGCUUUUGCCUCUCUGCUCAGCUGCCUGCUCACCUCCAGCCAGGCCAAGGUCUACAGUCGCUGUGAGCUGGCCCGAGUGCUCCAGGAUUUUGGCAUGGAGGGAUACCGGGGAUCCACCCUGGCUGACUGGGUCUGUCUUGCUUACUUCACAAGUGGCUUCAACACAGCCGCUGUGGACCAUGAAGCCGACGGGAGCACCAACAACGGCAUCUUCCAGAUCAACAGCCGGAAGUGGUGCAAAAACCUCAACCCAGAGGUCCCCAACCUGUGCCAGGAGUAUUGCUCCGACUUGUUGAAUCCUAACCUUAAGGAUACUGUUAUCUGUGCCAUGAAGAUCGUGCAACAGCCCCAGGGUCUGGCCAGCUGGGAGGCCUGGAGGCGUCACUGCCAGGGCAAGGACCUCAGCGACUGGGUGGAUGGCUGUGACUUGUAGGAUCCUCUGUGGAUGGACCAGGUCACGCACAGCAGGCUGGGAGAUGUGGUUUGGUUUCUGAUCCAGGCUUGGGAAGACAAGCCAACCAAUAAAGUAUAGUCUAAC
Neomonachus schauinslandi (Hawaiian monk seal) is the source of this 776-nucleotide messenger RNA. RefSeq names its product sperm acrosome associated 3 (gene SPACA3). Gene Ontology annotation, cellular component: sperm flagellum; acrosomal vesicle. NCBI's taxonomy places the organism in Eukaryota, Metazoa, Chordata, Mammalia, Carnivora, Phocidae. Bases 180 to 671 code for a protein of 163 amino acids. Gene Ontology annotation, molecular function: lysozyme activity. The transcript has 5 exons. Gene Ontology annotation, biological process: fusion of sperm to egg plasma membrane involved in single fertilization. The record is from RefSeq and is a predicted model, not a curated record.